Messenger RNA from Chenopodium quinoa (quinoa), 1335 nucleotides. Its product is annotated as antiviral protein MAP-like. Gene Ontology annotation, biological process: negative regulation of translation. The record is from RefSeq and is a predicted model, not a curated record. Lineage: Eukaryota; Viridiplantae; Streptophyta; Magnoliopsida; Caryophyllales; Amaranthaceae. The coding region runs from base 142 to 1059 and encodes 305 amino acids. The transcript has 2 exons. Gene Ontology annotation, molecular function: rRNA N-glycosylase activity.
AGCAAGUUGAUCUAUUUGCCUAUUUAAGAAGAUUUAGCUACACAUUAGACCUUGUCUUUCACUAAAUUAUCACACAUUAGUUACCACUCAUUUUCUUCAUCAUCCAACGCCUCAAUAUUUACGUAAGGUAACAAGAAAAAAAUGAAGUUGCUGGCAGCACCAUUAUCGGUUAUUAUAUGGUGGUGCAUGAUGGUGAUGAUGGCGGUUGUUCCACCGUUAACAACGGCGCAAGACAGAGAAACCCUAUCCUACAGCACUGUAACAUUUGAACUAACAAACGGUGUUACAGGCUACUCAAGUUUUCUAACAAGAUUGCGCAAUCGAGUAGAAGCCCCAACUAGGGCUUGCACCUUACAAUCAACUCGAAACCCCCCUUUAACAGGAGCCGAAUAUGUCUUAGUAGACCUCAAAAUUAGUAACACGCAAUGGGUGACCUUAGGAAUAGAUGCCAAAGAUUUAUAUGUAUGGGCUUAUCAAGACAACGUCAAAUACAAUGGAAAGUACCGAGCCAAUUUCCUUAGUGACGCUCCUCAGGCUGCUAAGGACCGCCUUUUCCCAGGAUCAACUAAAAGAACCACUAGAUUUGGAGGUAACUAUAACAGCCUAGAGCCAGCUGCUGGUACAACUCGAAAGAACCUUGUACUAGGAAUACAAAACCUAGACGGGGCCAUUAGAAAUGUGUACAAUAAACAAGAGAGUGAACUAAACAAGGGCACGAAUGAGGCUAGGUUUUUUCUUAUCGCGAUCCAAAUGGUUCCAGAGGCAGCACGGUUCAAAUUUAUGGAGCAAGCAAUAGUUAGGGGGGAUAAUUCCGAUUCCUUCAAAAAGAAAAUGGUGGCUUUUCAGAAUGAUUGGGAUCCGAUUUCUCAAGCUAUACAUAAAGCAGAAGCAGCAACACCUAAAUGUGUUACUAUUACACCAACUCUUAUAAUAAGUAACGUUGAUUACCGGCAGGAGGUGAAUAGAGUAGACGAAAUAAAAAACGACAUGGGGCUCCUCAAGUACAAGUCUAGCACCCUUAGUGUUAUCGGAAGCUCGAUUUUGGACGAUGAUAUAUAGUCGGAGUCUUGCAAUCUGCACUUGUGUAAUGUUAAAAUGGCUGCCUUCCUUAGCUUAUAAUAACACUUCAAAAUAAUAAUAAUGCUCUAAUCUUGUACAUAUUAUGGCUUCAUUAGCCAACUUUAGAGACAAUUAAUUAAGCAUGUAUCGUACCUCUACUACUCCAUCCGUAGCUUCUUACGGAGUAUAUGAAUAAAUAAUCAUGCGUGUACUUGUAUCAAUGUACCAAUAACCAAGAUCCAUGUAAUGUUAAGCCUCAUUGUCGUUGCCUAAAAA